GUAGAAAUGACAGAAACUGCGGAACAUAGGAUGUUCACUGUGUUCUGGUUGUUGCUAGAUGAUCCAAAGUGUUUAGACAUAACUCGUAUGAGGGAGGACAUGACUGCUAGACUGAAGGCAAUAGCUGAAACGAAGACCACCACGUUUAACGAGUUCCAGACAUGGUUGGAUGGUGAAAGACGCAGGCGCACCACGGUCUUGAAUCGGUUCGCCGCCCACGUCACAAAGAGAACUCACAGGAAAUCACAAGGACUUGAUGUCGCAUCUUGUGGCAGCCCUGAAAAGUGUGUGCUGAAGGAGGGGUGGGCAUCGUAUGAUAGCCAAGAAUAUAAUACGGGUUCGCUAACUGCUUCGUCACGCAGUGUCGUCGACCUCUUGGCCUUCGCAGCAGACUGUAUUCGCCACUGUAAGAAAACCGUAGACGAGUACAGUCUCUGUGAUGAGGGUAUCGCGAUUGGUAAGGAUGACCUUCCUUGUCAUAUGACGUCUCUGUUGAACGGUUGCUCGGACGUCCCACACGAGGGCGAGUUCAUGCUGAACGAUUUUUUGUACGACAGUUUUGAUUGCGGAAAGGCAUGGGUGAUUGGCGGGAACGACACAACAGAGAGUACGGCGUGCCACGAGAGCGAUGCGAGGAGGGAUCCUAGGUGGGGUUGGGUGCCAUGUGUGAUCCCGAUUCYAUGUGACCGUGUGAGGAUGAUGAUGCGUGAUGUCAUGGRAAAUGUCUGGAGCACGCAUUAUGUGAAUGGAAACUUCUCCUUCAGGCACCUCGACAGGGAGGUCUCAGCAGACGARAAAAAGGCAAUGGCAUGUAAUACCCACACUGCUGACUGCUUUUUCCCGCCGCUUCGGAACCCUGUGGACUCGGAGGUGGUUGAAGGGAAAGUUUUCACCGGUGAGGAUGGCARCACAUACACGCAUGCAAGAGGGCAGGAAGCCACGUACGAUGGAGUAUGCUCGCAGAUAUGGGACCAUGUCHCAAUGAGGAGUGACGUUCUGUCUGCCAUGGACAUUGGGGCCCGUGUCAUCCCUGAARAACAGUUGCAACAGCAUAUGGCCCCUGAAAAGUAUGACUACCGUGUCAAUUGGGUCCCAGGAUGUUUGCAUCCUGCAGUGGUUGAUGGCAAGAUGACGGCGGUGCGUGCUUUGAUGGAAGUUGUCGAGGCGUACUUGGUCGCCAAUUUCGAGAAUACUAACGAGGUGGUCAUCCAUUCGAAGAGGGUGACGAUCCAGUUCCUCGUGGUUCUGGCACGUGUCUCAAUUUUCAAUGUGAAUGUAAAGGACCACGUCCUAAUUGUUGAACACGCAAAGCGGUGCUGGGAGAAGAUAAGGGAGGAGGAGCGUCAAAUGGUGUGCGCGGGUUAUGACUCCAUGGAUGACCAGGGGAUGUGGUCCAUGGUUGAGGGGAGUUGUACGGCCCAAGAGCACGGCGACGGUGAGAAYAGAUACAUGGCUCGCAUUCGCCGCAGGCACGGUUGCACGACCGUUCUUGAUUGGGUCCCGGUCRUAUAUCCCAUGACAUAUGAGCACGGUGGAGACGUCACCAUGAGAUUCAGAGACCCGCUUGGUGUGCCUUUCCAUCUGAUCUACUCAGAUGGACUCCUACGAGACAUUCGGUAUAUGUCAGAGGAUGGCUUACCAGCACAGGGUGCCAUGGGCGGAUCGAGCGAUGUCGCGAUGUCGCAGAGCCCGRGGAAGAAGAAGAAGUGGACGCCGGGACCGCCACGUGGGCAGACGCCCGCAGGCAGAAAGAAGCUGAACCCGAAGGCGGUGCCAGGGACCGAAGACACUGCAGGUGCACGAACUCAGGUCCCCAGACGCCGUCGACGCCCCGGGAUGGCAACUUUGUCGGAAAUCAGAAAAUUGCAACGAUCCACCGACCGUUGCUUGGCUUUCGGACCCUUCUUGCGUAUUGUGCGCGAGGUUGUGGAGCGGGACAUUGCUCCUGGUAUGGGCGUGAGGUUUCAGAUGACGGCGGUGCGUGCUUUGAUGGAAGUUGCCGAGGCGUACUUGGUCGCCAAUUUCGAGAAUACUAACGAGGUGGUCAUCCAUUCGAAGAGGGUGACGAUCCAGGUCAAGGACAUGAGACUGGUAGAUAGGUUGUCGAAGCAUCGCUGGGUUGAGAAAUAUCAAGUGAAUCUCGUGAGCGAUGAGAGCGAGGACGUCGGGGCCCCCGAGAAUGUAGACGGCGAGGGCGGGAUAUUCGAAGAGCAGCAACCGCAGCCUGUCGAAUCUUUUAACAACUCUCGCAAGCUGGCGGCACUGAUUUUCUCCGCCAGGGGCGGCGUCGGAGCAGCGACGGCAGAGCGCAGGGAGUUCCCCAUCUCCGAGAAGAACGCGAUGUACGAGGGAACCCGAAAGUGGCGGCGAGGGAGGCGCAGCCGACGCGCCCUCCAUUGACAGACAACUAGUGAGGCACGACAAUGCAGUUAAAAAAGGUAAACAAAAUGUGCUGAAGUUG
Messenger RNA from Chara braunii, 2461 nucleotides. The record is from the annotation of a GenBank genome assembly. Lineage: Eukaryota; Viridiplantae; Streptophyta; Charophyceae; Charales; Characeae.